AUGAGUGAAUCUCGACGCGACAACUUUGCGCUGUUUCCAAUCUCGAUUUCAGUUUACGUGUGAGUGUACGACGUUUCCCACCACGCGUUAUCGUAAAGCGUGAGACAACCAAAGCGACGAGAUGGGUAAGCGACAGCAUCAGAAGGACAAGCUUUACCUCACUACCACCGAGUGGUCGACCAUCUACGGCGGCCGACGUCCCAACGCGACACGACAGGCUGAAGGCUCCGAAUUCAAGCGACUGCCGUUCGACCACUGUGCGCUUUCGCUACAGCCCUUCGAGCACCCGCUAUGCACCCCGGAAGGGAUAAUCUACGACAUCAUGAACAUCGUCCCGUUCAUCAAGAAAUACGGCAUCGACCCCGCCAGCGGAAAGCCGAUCGACGCCAAAAAGCUGAUACGACUGAACUUCGCCAAGAACGCCGACGGCAAGUACCACUGCCCCGUCCUGUACAAGGUCUUCAACGAGAACACUCACAUCGUAGCCAUCAAGACGACCGGAAACGUCUUCUCCUAUGACGCCGUCGACCAGUUGAACCUUCGCGCGAAGAACUUCAAGGACCUGCUUACGGACGAACCGUUCACAAGGCAGGACAUCAUCACGCUGCAGGACCCUAGUGACCUGGAGAAGUUCAACCUCUCGCGGUUUCACCACCUCAAGCACAACCUCAAGGUAAUCGAUCCCGAAGAAGAGAGGAUGAAGUCGGACCCCAAGUACACCCUGAGAAAGAUGAACGCCGAGACACGCACCAUCCUGGACACCUUGGACAAGGAGUACAAGCCUCCCGCUGAAAAGACCGAGAAGGUCGUCAAGAAAGCCGACAAGUUCAACGCCGCGCACUACUCGACGGGUGCCGUGGCGGCUUCCUUCACGUCUACCGUCAUGGAAGUCGCGACCGCCCACGAGCCGGCCGUUCUUGCCGACGAUGUCGUGCGUUACUCGAUGGUGAAGAAGAAGGGCUACGUCCAGCUCCAGACGACGCACGACCUCAACUUCGAGCUGUACUGCGAUGCGGUGCCCAAAACGUGCGAGAACUUCGUGGGACUCUGCAAGAAGGGUUACUACGACAACACGAAGUUCCAUCGGUCCAUACGCCACUUCAUGAUACAGGGCGGGGACCCCACGGGAACGGGCAAAGGUGGGGAAUCUUUGUGGGGAAAGCCAUUCAAGGACGAGUUCAAGCCAAAUCUUGUCCACCAAGGCAGAGGCAUGCUGAGCAUGGCAAAUGAAGGGCCUAACAUGAACAAAUCACAGUUCUUCGUAACCUACCGGUCGUGUCGGCAUCUCGACUCAAAGCACACCGUGUUUGGAAAACUGGUCGGCGGGCUGGAGGCACUGAAUGUGAUCGAGGCUGUCGAGACAGACAAUAAGGACCGUCCCAUCGAAGACAUUGUGAUUAUUAAGGCUGUGGUUUUUGUGGAUCCGUUCGAGGAAGUCAAUGAGGAGUUGAAGAAGAAGAGAGAAGAGGAGGAAGCGAAGAAGAAGCAAGACGGCAGCGAGCAAAUGGAAAAAAAUCUGAAAGCUAAGAGGGUCCUCAAGGAGUUCCACAAAGGAGUUGGAAAGUACAUCGAUCCGGCUGAAACUGCCAAGGCAGUGAGUGAACCUGCGGAAGCUGAAGCACCAGCGAAGAAAGUGAAAGCAGUGACUGGAAAGUUUGGUGACUUCAGUUGUUGGUGAUUAAACUGGAAAGCACACUUCUAUUGUUGCUCGUUGUCUCAGAGAUGCAACGGAAUGCUAAAAAUGCACGAUUUUUAUCGAUAGAACUUGUGGGCAUGUGUUUGGAAUGUGGUCAGUGCUAUAGCCAUUCUUUUGGUGUGGAACGAUUCAUUGGUAAAUGCAGCCCAGUCAAUUUUCUGGCCUGUCUUUUUGACUGUGGCAUUGUUUUUGUAAAAUGGCCUUGCUGCACUUCUUGUGAGAAAAAACACUGCACUCCUUGCAGAAACAUGUGAAUCGUGAUAUGUACUCGACCUUGUUCAGGAUGUGGCUAAGCAAAGCACUUCUGCGUUUCAUUAUUACCUAAAUGAGAAAUGUACGAGAUAAACUUAUGAAUGACAUGUAGAUGACAAGCAAUUGUGAAUGCAGAACAGUGUGUCGUAAAACAGAACUUCUCCUGGCCUUCCUUUGAAAGCACCACUGUUGUGGCACAGCUGGAAACUAAGUUUCGAAUACUUGUCUGAAGAAAUAUUGUAUCUGUGCAGUGGACUUCGAGACUGUGUGUCUGUGUAUCUGAAGCAUGUAUAAACUUUGUACAUAAAGAAAACUGUGCUUAUAUUUUA
Messenger RNA from Rhipicephalus microplus (southern cattle tick), 2277 nucleotides. Its product is annotated as RING-type E3 ubiquitin-protein ligase PPIL2. Gene Ontology annotation, biological process: protein peptidyl-prolyl isomerization; protein polyubiquitination; protein folding. Gene Ontology annotation, molecular function: ubiquitin protein ligase activity; peptidyl-prolyl cis-trans isomerase activity. NCBI's taxonomy places the organism in Eukaryota, Metazoa, Arthropoda, Arachnida, Ixodida, Ixodidae. The record is from RefSeq and is a predicted model, not a curated record. Gene Ontology annotation, cellular component: catalytic step 2 spliceosome.